AUGGGUGAGCGAACUUACCACGGAGCCCAAGCGUGCUCUGGCACCAACCCCAGAAAGUGCCAGGACCUAGGAGACUCAAUUCUUCUGAUCCUGGGCAGCUUCAUCUUGCUCAACGUGGGGAUCAAUGUGGUGACUCUGCUCUGGAAACACCUGAAGAACUCCUUGCGGACUCUCUUCCGUCAUUUUUUCCCCAGAGACAAGCAAUCCAGCUAUGCAGGCAGCCAUCCCAUGUGCAUGCGUUGCUCCGUGGAUCCCAAGAACCUAUGCUCAAGAGUCCCGCCCCACUUCCACUGCCGCCCAAGCUUCCUGCUUGGGCACCCUAACCACCUGGACUCCCGGAUACCAGACACGAACGAUGAGAAGGCUUCUAAGUGCUGCUGGAUGCCGCCUCAGUGUGGACAUGCCGGGGCUCCCAUGGAGGUGCCAUGGGGACUGUGGAAGGAGGGGCUCAUGGGAGCUGGGGAGGACCCUCAGAUCACAGCCUUAAAGGCCCAAGCCACCUUCUACUCUAAGCAGGAGACAUCUUCCAAGUUCCGUAGGAUGAGCAAGGUGGACAUGGUUCCACUGCGCCUGCCCCAAGAGAGCAAGACUAAGACCACAGACCACAACCCAGCCCAGGCCCAGACCCACUCCCCAGUCCAGUCCCCUGGUCAUGCUCCUGCCAAGGCCCAGACCUUCUCCCCAGCCCACCCCCCUGAGCCCACCCCAGCCCAUACCCAGACCCACGCCCCCAUUUACCCCCCUGAGCAUGCCCCACCUCAGGCCCAGACCGACUCCCUAGCCCUGGGCCCUGAGCACAACUCUGCCCAGGUCUGUGGUCCGGAGCACACCUCAGCCUAUACCCUGGACCACGCCCCCUCACAGGGCCCAGCCCAGUGCGAGGACCACACCCUUACCCACACUCUGACCCAUGCUCAUCUAACUUAUACCCAUGCCCAAACUCUGACCCCUCCCCCAGCUUCUGCCCCAGUCCCUCCCCCAGCUUCUGCCCCAGUCCCUCCCCCAGCUUCUAUUCCAGUCCCCCCUCCAACUUCUGUCCCAGUCCCUCCCCCAACUUCUGCCCCAGCCCCUCCCCCAACUUCUGCUCCAGUCCCUCCCCCAGCUUCUACCCCUGCUGCUACUUCUGCUCCAGCCCCUACACCAGCCCCUGUCCCCAUGUCUGCCACAACCCCUGUCCCUGCACUGGUCAUGGCCCUGCCAACCACUCCAGUCCCUUCCACACCCCCUUCCUCUGUCCUAACUUCUAUUCCCUCUGCUUUGUCUGCCUUCAGCCAAGGCCUCUCCACUGGCCAUGUGGUCUAUGAUGCCCGCAGGGUAAAGCAGAACUUAUUCCAUGUAUGUGCCCCUCAGAACUCUGAGUAUUCCAGAAAGGACUUAGAUACACUCUCCAGGCUCCAAGAGGGGCAUGGCCUGGUGAGCUCUGGUACAGCUGAGCAAACAUUGAAGCAAUGUAGUGAGGACAGUGCCAAGCCCUUCACAGGAUCCGUAUUGGGUUACCUGGAGUUGGGGAACAUGGAAUGGAAGCUUUCAAAUGAUCCCAAGGAUGAAUCUGUGCAGCCCAAGACCUUCCCUUACUGCAGUUUCCACCCUUACAGUUCUGAGAAGCAAAACAUGGACUCCCAGACUCCAGUCUACCCCAAAUUCCUGGUGUACUCCAAAGAUGCUACACCUUAUCAACCUUGCUUCCAUGUUCCAACCUGUGCCCAGAACUCAGUGGGUACUGUGCCUCCACCCUGCACUCUUUCUCUGCCUCUCAUUUCUCCCAGAUCCUUUGUUCUUCAUCAACACAGCAACCACCAGAAGCCCUCCACCUUAAUACAGACCCCCAAAUUUCCCCCAACCUCCAAGUCUCCUCAGUCUGUCCUCUCUUCCCAGGGUCCCAUCCCUCAUCAGUUCUCCACUACUUCCCAAACCCCAAACCAGCCCCAGCCCCCUGAACUUCAUGAGAAUCUAGGCCUCAACCAAGACCAUGGUCUCCAGAGGACCCCAGGCCCUUCAAAAGACACUAGAGCUUCCAGAAAGCCAGAGCUUACCCCGAAUCCAAACCUUCACAUGAACCCAGGCUUUACCCAAGACCCAGGCCUCCACAAGAGCCCAGGCCUUGCUCAAAACCCAGGCCUCCACAAGAGCCCAGGCUUUACCCAAGACCCUUAUCUCUGCAAGAAUCCAAGCCUUUCCCAAGACUCUGACUUUCACAAAGAUUCAGUCAUUACACAAGAUUCUUGCUCCCAGAGUUUAAGUUCUACUCAAGAGGGAAGUUUACUUAGAAGCCCAUAUCUCACCCAACCUUCUGGUAUCCACAAGAACACACCAUUUCUUCAAACUUCUGACAUUCAGAGAAGCUCGGGCUUUAGGCAUGACUCUGGAGUCUGUAGAAAUCUAGAACAAAACCAAGGGACUGUACUCUAUAGAAGUCAAGAGCUCUCCCAAAAAACUGGCCUCCAUAGUAUCCCACACCCUUCUCAAGAUGCUGGAUGUUACAAGAGUACAGGUAAUGCCCAACAUCCAGGAGUCUCUAGGAGUCUAGGCUUUACCCAAGAUUCUGAACCACAGAAGAGUCCAUGCUUUGUCCAAGACUCUGGAAUCAACAAGAACUCAGGCCUUACCCAGGAAUCCGGUCCCCAUAAGAACCCAGGCUUUGUGCAAACCCCUGGCCUCUAUAAGGACUCAGGAGACUACAAUAAUCCAGGCCUUACUCAUGAUUCUGGAGUUUACAGGAGCCAAGAUCUUACUCAAGAUUCUGACCUCCAUAAGGAUCUGGGCCUUACCCAAGUCACUGAAGUCAAAAGAUGUGACGUUCCCCAAGAUGCUAGAGUUUACAGGAGCCCAGAACAUUGCCACAACCCUAACCUCCACAAGUACCCAGGAGUUACUCAACAUCCUGGCCCCCAGAAGACUCAGGACUUUAUCAAGGGGUCAGGCUUUGUCCCCAAUCCUGUCCUCCACAAGAACCUGCUGGGAACUGACUGUGUCCAAGUUUUGGGCCCACUUCAGACCCCAAAGUCAUUUAUAUCUGAGAAGAUUCCUCGAAGGCAUGAUGCUGGGCAGCAUAUUCCAGGGCCUUCUGUCCCACCUAGCCAGACCUCCUCCCCCGCCAAGGCCCAGGUGGUCUACAAUGACCAACAAACCUUCUCAGAGGUGCCUGUGCUGAUAGAGCUGCAACCACCCUCCCGGCGAGCAGGCAGCCAAGACUGGGUGUACCGUCCCAUGGACAUAGCUCUUGCAGCCUCCCAGAACUAUCGCCAGAUGUCUAUGCCUCCCAAAACCAACUGGAAGCCCCACUGCCCAGGGUCAGGCACCCGGGUAGGGCAUGUGGUCUUUGACGCCCGCCAGAGACAGUUGGGAGCAGGCAGGGACAAAUGCGAAGCAUUGUCUCCCAGGCGCCUUCACCGAGAGAUAUCCAACAACUCACCAGAGAUGGCCAAGGCGUGGGGAUAUCAGUGUGUGAUGAGAAACUUAGAAAAAGAGGGGACAAAUGUGCAUGAAGAAUAA
Molecule: messenger RNA, 3492 nt
Organism: Rangifer tarandus platyrhynchus (Svalbard reindeer)
Lineage: Eukaryota; Metazoa; Chordata; Mammalia; Artiodactyla; Cervidae
Source: the annotation of a GenBank genome assembly